CCUAAAUCGUUCUGCUCUGAAGGUUUUGCGCACAUCUGGAUAACUGAGGCUUCGCCAGCAGCCCUCAAUUAUUAGUUUGCUUGCUCCCAUCUGAGGUCAGAAAAUGAAGACUGCCAAAGUUAAAAUGACCGCUCCAAGCAAGACGGAUGUAUCAGUGUGUUUAGCUGUGUAAACCAAACAGCGCUGAUCCCUAUCUUAGGAGUAUUUUUAGGCUUGUGGAGGAAGAGAAAUGGACUUAAAGGGAGGAGACGAGAGGGAGGAAGGCACUCAGAGUUUGCAGGAUGUAUGAAUGUGACCGAGGCUUUGGACAGUGUGUGACGGGGUCUGAUAUUGUCCGUUGACUUUUGUUCUAGUUUAAUUCCCAGAAAGACUUACCCAAAAAGGGCUAAGACGGACUAUCAAAAUCCCCAAGCUGAGAUUUAGUCUUCACUUGGUGGCGGAACAGAACAGCAGUCAUGGAGAGUGCAUGCUCUAUUGAAGAGGAUCUGUCCGGCAGUAAUGGUAGUGGCGCCGGAGCCUUUCCUUUGGUCAAUCGGAGCAUAAAACUCCCCCCGUAUUCACCUGAAGCAACCGCAGCCUUCGCCACAGCCAUCACACUAAUGAUCCUCUUCACCAUCGUGGGCAACAUCCUGGUCAUCAUUGCCGUGCUGACCAGUCGCUCUCUGAGGGGUCCGCAGAAUCUCUUCCUGGUCUCUCUGGCAGCGGCCGACAUCCUGGUGGCCACCUUAAUCAUCCCGUUCUCGCUGGCCAAUGAGCUGAUGGGUUACUGGUACUUCCGCUCAGUGUGGUGUGAGAUCUACCUGGCACUGGACGUCUUGUUCUGCACAUCCUCUAUCGUGCACCUGUGCGCCAUCAGCUUGGACCGCUACAUGUCCAUCUCCCGGGCCGUGACAUAUGGUGCCCAGAGGACGCCGCGCCGCAUCAAGUGCGCUAUCUUAGUUGUUUGGCUGAUUUCGGCGGUCAUUUCCUUCCCACCUCUCCUGUCCAUGAACAAGAACAAAGGGAAGGACUCUGCAGGGUGUCCACAGUGCGAGCUGAACAACGAACGCUGGUAUAUCCUUUAUUCCACCAUUGGCUCCUUCUUCGCUCCCUGCCUGAUCAUGAUCCUGGUCUACAUGCGGAUUUACCAAAUUGCCAAGCAGCGCACAAGAUGCCCUCCAGGGGAGCCAAGGAAGGAAAUCCCUGCCAGUGCAACCACCCCUCAACACAAACCCAAGGCUCUUCAGAAUGGCAGAGGAGAUGGCGCAAGUACUCCUUGCACCCCUCAGAAAAACCCAACUAUGCCCCGACCUCCCACUCUUGCUGUGCCUCAAGUAGAGUCCCUUAACAUGGCCAAGCAGCAGCCAGCAACUACCCCAAUCACCAACAACCUUCUGCCCCCUCCUUCACCUUCUGUAGCCUUGACGCCAGCCACCCCUUCUUCUCCCCUGGGGCCUUCCCCAUCCCUCUCACCUUCCAUCUCCUCUAACCAGAAGCAAGACCCAGCACCCAAAAAACCCAGUGGGUGGAAGAAGGAGAAGAAGAUUGGCAAGAAGCACGACAACAACAACGGGGAAAGCUCAACGUCUGAUUCCGACACGGAGCAGGGAGGGAUGGGGACGGAGAUGCCCAUGACGCCCAGCAUUGAACCUAAUGCUGGUAUCCACUCGCCUGCCACCAUCCAGAAGUACAGAGACAUGGUCGCCACAGCGAAAGGCACCAGGCUGGCUUCUCGGAAGUCCAAGCAGGAAGGGACACCCAACUCAGCCCGCCGCAAGGCCAUGGUGAACCGGGAGAAGCGCUUCACCUUUGUGCUGGCGGUGGUCAUUGGCGUUUUCGUCGUCUGUUGGUUUCCCUUCUUCUUCUCCUACAGCCUGCAGGCUGUGUGCCCAGAGGUCUGCACCCUCCCCGAGCCCCUCUUCAAAUUCUUCUUCUGGAUUGGAUACUGCAACAGCUGCCUAAACCCUGUCAUCUACACCAUCUUCAACAAAGACUUCCGCAGAGCCUUCAAGAAGAUACUCUGCAAGAACACCAAGGGUACAUUCUUUUGACUGACCACUAGCCCUGCGAUCUUUUUGCGGUACGAGAAUCUGGAAAACUGUGUACUGUACAAUUUUUAAAAAGCACAAUAACUUCAUUGUAACCAUGUACAUAAGGGGCUUUUUGUGCAGCCCCUGCAAAUCAAGGACCGCAUGCAAUGAUAAAGCACAUUUUAAUAUGUGUCAAAUGAUAGCCACAUGCCAUUGUAUCUGGGAGAAGACCUCCUGGACGUUUGCAGGUUUACUACGUACCAGGACUCAUCCGACAGACGCACAGCAGAAAGAGAGAGCGAACAUCUCGACGGGACUGCGAUUGACAGAUACCCCGUCCUGUUUUAUAGAGGUUAUUGUGCACCUGUGAGGAUAACAAAGUAAAGGGAACACAAGGUAAUAGUGUUUUCCCUUUUUUCGCCUUUCUAAGAAUACCUGCCCUCAGGGAUAGCACAAGUAUGGAUUUCUGUAGGGAUUUCAAUCCAACCAGAGUCUUAUUUUACCCCUCCAGAAUUCUCGCACACACAUACACAAAAACAUCACAGAGACACACUUUUACACUGAUUCUCCUCCCUGAUACCUGUCAAGCUUUAAUUCCGUGUAGAGAAAAGACAACGAGGGGAAGAAAAAGUGCUCUUGUGGAGCACUUUGCCGGGGGCCAUGUGUAUAGAAUGAAUUGAUGUAGGAUUCACUGAAGGAGCCUAACAGCUGUUGGUUGCAGAUGGCACUGGGGAUGGGGGGGCGGGGUGGGGGGGGGGUGUGUGAUUCCCUUGCCAUGCCCAUCUUCUCCACCUUCCUAAUGCAAGCAUGCUCGCUGAAUACAAAGCACCUACCAUGGACCGAGGAGAGCUUCAUUGUCUUUCUCCAGCAGGUUAUCUGACAGAGGCUCAGCCUGCUUACUAAUACAGUGAACUGCUUUAAGGUAGAUAAAGAAGAAAAUAAACAUGCUUGUCAUGGACACAGUUUACAUGGCUGAGGAAGACGUGUUUGUGCUUAAAUUGACUCCUAAGACUGAUCAUGAGAUCCUAAGACCAUUGCUAAAACCAUACCAAUGGUGUUACUUACUGUGGUGACUGAAUCAGGGCAAUAAGGACCCUUCCUGAUAUCUGGAAUUGUUUUUUUUUUCUGUUUGUUUACUUUUCACUUUUCUCUACAAGAACUGGGGAUUUCUGCCAUAAACUGAACUAUCGCACCCUCUGUUUAACCGUUCAGCAGGGUGAUACUUUGGGACUAAGGGCUGAUGGCAAUGACACUUCCUAUUUCGUUCUCUGGUCGCUGUCACUUAUUUGACGACUGCUGUGUCUGUGUGUGCGAGAGAAGGAAACUGCACCUAUUCCGAGCGAGUGUUGCGUGCGACUGACUCAUGCGUGAAUGCGGAUGUGUGCUGUGGACGACAGAGUGUGCGUAUGCGAUGUACAGGGAGGUUUAUUUGGAUUUUUUUUUUGUUUGUUUUUUUGUGAAUCUUUUGGCCUGUGCAGUAUGAAGAUCCAUCACCCCCCCCCCCACACAUUCUAUUGGCUGAAAAUGGACAAUAUGCGUUUGAUUAAAAAUGGUCGGCAUGCCUUCUUUGCCAGCUCGUGCCAAUGCCUUCAAUCCAGCUCCUUCUUGUGCCAAUGCUGUUACAUGUUUGGCUGCUAAACCGUGUCUUCUUAUACAAAUGAUACGAAAAGUGGGUUCCCGGCCAGAGCCGUUGUUUGGUGUUUUUUUUUUCUUUUUUCAUCCCAAAGCAAACUGUUCCGUUAGGUGUGGGAUUGCAGUUCAAUUGUGAGGCCUUUUGAGAUUAAAGGGUAGCGAUGAAAUGUUACGCUGAGAGCUGUGAACAAUUUUGGUUUUGUAUUAUUUAUUUA
Messenger RNA from Colossoma macropomum (tambaqui), 3856 nucleotides. RefSeq names its product adrenoceptor alpha 2B (gene adra2b). The transcript has 2 exons. Bases 456 to 2030 code for a protein of 524 amino acids. Gene Ontology annotation, cellular component: membrane. Gene Ontology annotation, biological process: adenylate cyclase-activating adrenergic receptor signaling pathway. Gene Ontology annotation, molecular function: G protein-coupled receptor activity. The record is from RefSeq and is a predicted model, not a curated record. NCBI's taxonomy places the organism in Eukaryota, Metazoa, Chordata, Actinopteri, Characiformes, Serrasalmidae.